AUGGCGCAGGUGGAUGGGACCCCCCAGCCCCGGGCUGCCCCCGGCCAGCCCUGCGUGUUCAAGCUGGUGCUGCUGGGGAGUGGCUCCGUGGGCAAGUCCAGCUUGGCUCUCCGCUACGUGAAGAACGACUUCAGGAGCGCCCUGCCUACCGUGGGAUGUGCGUUCUUCACAAAGGUGGUGGACUUAGGUGCUGAGUCUCUGAAGCUUGAGAUCUGGGACACAGCUGGCCAGGAGAAGUACCACAGUGUCUGCCACCUCUACUUUAGGGGUGCCAAUGCUGCACUUCUGGUGUACGACAUCACCAGGAAGGAUUCCUUCCACAAGGCUCAGCAGUGGCUGCAGGACCUGGAGAAGGAGUUCUGCCCCGGGGAAGUCGUGCUCAUGCUGGUCGGCAACAAGACGGACCUCAGUGCGGAGCGGGAGGUGACACUCCAGGAAGGGCAGGAGUUUGCAGAGAGCAAAAGGUUGCUGUUCAUGGAAACCUCGGCCAAACUGAACCACCAGGUGACCGAGGUCUUCAGUGCCGUAGCCCGAGAGCUGCUGCAGAGAGAAGGCGACAGGCAGGGCCAGGCCCAGCGGGGGGACGCAGCUGUGGUUCUGAAGGAGGGGCCCUCCAGGCAGGCCAAAUGCUGCGCCCACUAG
Cynocephalus volans (Philippine flying lemur) is the source of this 642-nucleotide messenger RNA. RefSeq names its product RAB17, member RAS oncogene family (gene RAB17). The transcript is spliced from 5 exons. Gene Ontology annotation, molecular function: GTPase activity; GTP binding. Gene Ontology annotation, biological process: vesicle-mediated transport. The record is from RefSeq and is a predicted model, not a curated record. NCBI's taxonomy places the organism in Eukaryota, Metazoa, Chordata, Mammalia, Dermoptera, Cynocephalidae. Gene Ontology annotation, cellular component: endosome. Bases 1 to 642 code for a protein of 213 amino acids.